AUGGAUAAUUCGAUUUAUAUAAACGCAAAAAAUAAUCAAUCGGAUACAACGAUAGCAUCACAAAAUGAUACAAAGCAAAAUCAAUCGCAAAAAAGAAAAGAUAUACUAAAUCUAAACAACACACAAGAAAAAUCAAUUCGUUCAGAAAAUGAUGAUAAACCUUCAAUUUCAAUUCACAUAAAUACACAAGAUUUUGAUAAAAGAUCUGCAACAACAACGAUCGUUGAUAAUAAAAAUUCAAAUUAUUGGUCAAAGUAUCUUAUUCUUACUUUAAUCUCUGUCGGUUCUAUGCUUAUGCCUAUAUCAUGCACGAUUACUUAUUCAGCGGCUGAGGAAAUUCGGGCAGAAUUUGAUGUUAACGAUAUGAUUAAUGGAUUACCAUUCGCUUGCUUCCUCAUUUCCUUUGGUAUCUUUCCAUUAAUUUGGGCGUCGUACUCUGACAAGCAUCAAACGAGAAAACAAGUAUACGUUGCUGGCUUAGUUAUACUAAUAAUAGCGAGUAUUAUAUGUGCUAUUUCAAAGAAUAUUUGGGUUUAUAUCGUAAUGCGUGCACUUCAAGCUUGUGGUGUAGCGGUAGUGAUAUGUAUUGGUGGUGGUAUUAUAUGUGACAUUUUCUCUGAUCAUGAACGAGGCCAAGCGUAUGGUAUCUUUUCAUUUGGAAGAGAAACAGGAGGACUUAUUGGACCGGUUAUUGGUGGUUUAAUUACGAGUUCAUUAGGAUGGAGAUUUAAUUUUUGGUUUAUAACAAUUUUAAGUGGAAUUUUUAUGCUCUUAACAAUCUUUUUUCUUCCUGAAACAUUUCCUCAACCUCUGUCCAAAUUUCUUCCAAAUAUUACUUUCUCUUCAACCGGUAAUCGUUCUUUAACAUCGAUCAAUUGUUCGGAUUCAACCUAUCGAGCAAAUUCAACUCCAUCAAUAAGACCUGUAUCCAUGAAAGCAGCAUCCAUCGUAUCUACAAUUAAAACCAAACAAUUUAAUCCAAUGGCACCUUUAACUCUUUUAAUUUAUCCUAACGUUGCACUAUUAUGUUUCAGCAAAAUUAUAAUGACAAUAACGAAUUAUAUUCAAAAUUUAUUAAUCGGUGAUUUAUUGUCAAAAUCUUAUGGAUUAAAUUCAUCAUCCGUCGGAUUAAUUUAUCUAGUACCAGGUUUAGGAUGUAUGGUUGGUAGUGUAAUAGGUGGUAAAUAUCAAGAUUGGGUUAUGGAAAGAUAUAAAAGAAAAAAUAAUAUACCAUCCGAAUUAAAUUUUCCUGAAAUUAGAAUUAAAAGUUGUUGGAUAAGUAUUAUAUUAGUACCAAUAUGUUAUUUACUUAAUGGUUUAACUUUAGAAAAAAAUUUUGCCAUUUAUUGGAUUUUAAUUUCUUUAUUCGUUGGAUCUUUUGCUAUUAUAAUGAUUUUCAACUUGACAUCAACUUACUUAGUCGAUGCUUAUCCGGAAAAGAGUGCCUCAGCUAUCGCUGUAUCUGAUUGUUUAUGUUAUAUUAUUAGUGGUAUAAUAAUUGUUUUCGUUUCUUCUGAAAAGGAUACUCUUAAUCAUUUAACUUUAUUUUCAUCUAUGGCUGGUGUAAGUGCUUUAUCUGGUUUAAUCUUAAUUAUCGUAGAAAUUAAAGGGGAAUCUUGGAGAAAUAGAUAUAAUUAA
This is a messenger RNA of Rhizophagus irregularis DAOM 181602=DAOM 197198, 1638 nucleotides long. RefSeq lists its product as uncharacterized. Gene Ontology annotation, biological process: transmembrane transport. NCBI's taxonomy places the organism in Eukaryota, Fungi, Glomeromycota, Glomeromycetes, Glomerales, Glomeraceae. The record is from RefSeq and is a predicted model, not a curated record. Gene Ontology annotation, cellular component: plasma membrane. Gene Ontology annotation, molecular function: transmembrane transporter activity.